This is a messenger RNA of Rhea pennata, 2221 nucleotides long. RefSeq names its product StAR related lipid transfer domain containing 5 (gene STARD5). Bases 1 to 873 code for a protein of 290 amino acids. Gene Ontology annotation, biological process: cholesterol import. Gene Ontology annotation, molecular function: cholesterol transfer activity; cholesterol binding. Lineage: Eukaryota; Metazoa; Chordata; Aves; Rheiformes; Rheidae. The record is from RefSeq and is a predicted model, not a curated record. The transcript has 7 exons.
AUGUACUUGGCGCUGCUCCGGGCCGUACGAACGACGACGCUUUUCCAGGCCUCGUCGAGCCGCCGCGCGGCCCGGCGGCAGCGGCUCGGGGCGGGGCCGCCUCGGGCCGAGCCGGGAGGGCGCGGGGAUCGGCCGGCCCCGCAGCGGGGCCUCGCUCGGACUGAACUCGGGGGAGGGAAAGGGCGAGAGCUGCGCGGGGCUCGCGGCGCUUCUCUCGGCCGCGCGCCGCCCGGCGAACGUCGCCGCCUCGCUGCCUCCCUCGCCGCGGCUCUGCCUUCCCCGCCGAGGUGCCGAGCGGGAGGCGGCGGCAGCGCCCGCGCCGCCCCUCAGGGCGAGGUCGCCGUGUCCUGGAGACCCUCCGCCGAGUUCGCUGGCAACAUGUACCGCGGGGAAGGGACGGUGCCCGCCAGCCCCGCCGACGUCUGGGAGUGCAUCAGGCCCGCGGCCGGCGGGCUGAGAACCAGGUGGGACCGAAACGUGAAGGACUUCGAGGUCAUUGAAACCGUCAGCGAUACCAUCUCUGUAUGCAGAACCACAACCCCCUCAGCUUUCAUGAGGAUUAUUUCACCAAGAGAGUUUGUGGAUGUGGUACUAACGAAGCAAUAUGAAGAUGGGACUAUGCUAUCUGCUGCAACCAAUGUGGAACACGCACUCUGUCCUCCUCAAGCACAUUUCGUUAGAGGGUUUAAUUAUCCCUGUGGCUGUUUCUGUAUACCUAUUCCAGGAGAAUCAGACAAAACUCAGCUCCUCAGCUUCUUUCAGACUGAUCUUGGUGGCUAUCUUCCCCAGACUGUGGUGGAAUCCUUCUUUCCAGCUAGCAUAGCUGGAUUUUACAGCAAUCUGACCAAAGCUGUUAAGACAUUAAAACUGUGACAAGACCAGUUGCUGAGAUGACCAACCGAGGGUAGGAAAAGUACUGGCAGCUUGAGAAUAGAAAUCUUGGGAAAUAGAGGUUGGCCUACAACACUUUUCUACCAGCAAAGAUACUUAGGAAAGAUGAAAUGGGAACAAUGAAUUGAGUAAGGUAAACAUUUUACACGGCAUUUUUACCUGUCUGUAUUCAAAGCAAUGCACUGUCUUAUAAUGUAUUUUUUUAAUUAACAAAAUAAAGGCUAUCACACCAGAUGCUGAAAGAAUCCUGGAGGCAGCACACUGCUGGCUGUCUGCAGGGAGAAGAUGCUUUUUUUUUUUUUUUUUUUUUUUUUAAUCUAUUCUUGGCCGCAUUUCAUCAGUGUCUAUCGGGGGAGCACUGCUAAAAUCUGUACAGCUCUACCAGCACUAGUCAGGUGCAGGUCAGCCCUGUUGUCCCUCUUCCGCUCCCCAUAGCCUCCUGUGGGACAAGGUUCCUUCACCAAAGGAAGAGCUAGCUCUUUUGCUGCCAGCAUUUGUAGAGCUGCUAAGAUGGUAGCAUGGGACAGGCCAGCAAAUGGUAGAAGCUAGAACGAAUUGGACUGUGUCUGGAGGAGUCCACUUGUUUGUUCCAGCAGACUUCAGUACUAGUGGUAAACGUGUGCUUAAGUUCUCUUUUCUGAAUCAAGGACUAACAGUCUAAAUGAAUUCACAGGUCUGUGGCAAACUUCUUUCUUCCCUUCUCUGUACCAAAACCAGUAAUUUUCACAAUGUCGUGAACCAAACUGCACUGACAUAGUGGUAAUAAAGAAGGUUAAGCACUUUAACUGCUAUUUUUCUAAUUGCAUUAGAAAUGACCUUGUAUUUAAACAUUUUUCAGUCUUUUAUAGUGAGAGGUAUUAACAAGUAAAUAAUAUUUUCUGUAACCUAGUCUUGAUUUGACAAUACACAUUUGCUUUUCUUUAAGAUUGCCUCAUCUCACAGUCUUAUCUUGGAAAAUCAACUCCUGAUUUGGUGUGCAGUGAUGUGCAGCUCUAGAAAAUAUUUAUGGUGCUGAUUACUGCAGGAAUGUCAGACGUUAUUAUGGAUUGCAUAUAAUUACAAAAGGAAAAAAAUGAAUUGCUGAAUUAGAAAUUUAAAUGCAGGUUGUGAUUUUAAUGCUAUAAUUUGAUUAUUUAAUGAGGUUAAUAUGCUCUGUUUUCUGUCCCUGUAUUUGUAUGUAUGUAUGGUAUAGUGUAUGGACUUGCAUACAGAUUUUCCCACUGUAAUUUUCACCCUGUGGAAUAGACUUUUCAAGGAAACAGUUUUUAAUCUAGUUUCCAUUGUGUACAAAGAUGUAAAAAUUCCUAUGAGAGUGUUACAAAAAUAAAUA